AGUGGGGACAAUAGAAACCAACCAUAGAGUUCAGUGACUGUGACUCAACUGCACGCAUUCCCACCUGUGGUCAUUCAUAAACAAGAAAAAGUAUUUGGCAUCUGUUGUCAGCUCCGUUUUAAGGAUAUACUGUACUGCAAAAAAUGCAUUGCAUUUUUUCAUUAUAUUAUCGAUUAAAUGUAAGUCUCAAUACGUGACUUAUUUCUUUUUACGAUACGACUUAAAAUGACUUUCUGAAAAUAAUUAAAAAAUUAUUUCAACCUUCAUAAUCGGCCUAUUAAUUGUCAAUAAAUCUAAGCAAGUGACACGUUGCGUGUUAGAGCUGUAAAUUUUGAAGGAAUUCCAUAAAAACAAGAGUGUCGGAUUAGAAAAAUAGAAUGGACGCUGAUGUUGAAUCUUGUUUAAACGAUUGGAAUGAUUUGACGCGAGAUUACAAGGAACUUGAGGCAUUAAAUAGGGAAUAUCUUUCAAAGUUGGAACAAGUUGUUGAACUUCAAUCGAAAUGUUUAAAAGGAAUAUCGCACCAGAAAUAUCGAAUGGGCGUCAUUUCAAAAUCUCUUAAAGCUUUACAGGCAAGUGAAACUCGAGAAGUUUUGGAUAAAGACAUGAUGAAACGUGAUCAACAGUUACAUGACAUGGAACAAACGUUACCAAAACCAAAUGGUACUUAUCUGAAAAUUAUUUUAGGAAACGUAAAUGUUUCAAUAUUGAACAAAAACGAUAAAUUCAAAUAUAAAGACGAAUACGAGAAAUUUAAACUUGUACUGUCUGUUAUUGGUUUUGUUCUAUCAGUCAUAAAUCUCCUCACUAGUAUAAGGACUUUGGAGUUAAGUUUCAUGUUUUUACUAGUCUGGUACUACUGCACUUUGACAAUAAGAGAGAGUAUACUUAAAGUUAAUGGAUCAAGGAUCAAAGGGUGGUGGCGCUUUCAUCAUUUUUUAUCAACUGUAGUGUCAGGCGUCCUUUUAGUUUGGCCUAAUACUGGAGCUUGGUAUUCUUUCCGGGGUCAAUUUAUGUGGUUUAAUGUAUAUAUUAGUGUAGUUCAGUUUCUUCAAUUUCGUUAUCAACGAGGAGUUCUUUAUCGAUUAAAGGCAUUGGGUGAAAGACACAACAUGGACAUUACGAUAGAAGGCUUCCAUUCGUGGAUGUGGCGAGGACUUUCGUUCCUUCUACCAUUUCUUUUCGUGGGCUACUUCUUUCAACUCUACAAUGCCUACACGUUAUAUACUCUGGCCUCGCAUCCGGAAGCCACUUGGCACGUUGCAGUUCUUAGUUUAAUGUUUCUUGUAUUGUUUUUAGGAAAUACUACAACAACAAUUAUGGUGAUUCCACAAAAAUUACAGGAUCAAUUCAGAGACCAUUUACAAAGUGUUUUUGCUUCGAAGGUUCAAGAACGUAAGAAGGUUAAUGUUUUAAAUGAAGAAACACAUUCAGAGAAAGGAGACUAAAUUAUGAAACAAAAUUUAAACUGUAACAACGUAACAUACUUUAAAAAAAAUACAUAUUUUGGUAGUGAUAAAAGCCGAAAAAUGUACAAACUAUAUAUGAGUGGUUUUUUUUCUUAUUAUCCAAAGAUCGCGCCAAAGCUAAAUCGAAAAUAAUUUAAAUUUUUCUUCUUAAUUUCUUGCUUUUUAUAAAAACACUCAGAAAUCAUCACACUCGUAUAUUUUAAAUAGUAAAUUUAAAGUUUUUCAUAGGUUUAAAUUUUUCAAAAAAAAUUAUAGUGUCAUUUUUAUAUUCAACAAUCAUCACAUUUUAUUGGAUGUCUUGAUCUCCUAUUGUCUUCUGUAUAUGAGUUUUGUUUAAUAUUGACACAUAUCAUUUAGUGUAUUAGUUUUAUUAAUUUAGAAUAUUAUUUGUGUUUUUUUCAUCAAGAAUUUCAAUUUUAAGAUCAAACUUAUGUGGAGUGCAUAAACUUAAUUUGCAUGAAGUGAUGAAUAUAUAUUCUUUAAAGAAAAUAAAGAUAUGCGUGUUUUUUUUAUUUUCGAAAAGUUUAUUUUUACAAAAGUUGACAUUGUUAAACGAAUACGUUUUGACAAAAAUAAAUAAAGCAUUACAUGUGA
This is a messenger RNA of Leptopilina boulardi, 2063 nucleotides long. Its product is annotated as transmembrane protein 120 homolog. The record is from RefSeq and is a predicted model, not a curated record. Gene Ontology annotation, cellular component: membrane. NCBI's taxonomy places the organism in Eukaryota, Metazoa, Arthropoda, Insecta, Hymenoptera, Figitidae. The coding region runs from base 378 to 1448 and encodes 356 amino acids. The transcript is spliced from 6 exons.